Messenger RNA from Prunus persica (peach), 3172 nucleotides. RefSeq names its product kinesin-like protein KIN-UA. The record is from RefSeq and is a predicted model, not a curated record. Gene Ontology annotation, biological process: microtubule-based movement. The transcript has 19 exons. Gene Ontology annotation, molecular function: microtubule binding; microtubule motor activity; ATP binding. The coding region runs from base 1 to 2760 and encodes 919 amino acids. NCBI's taxonomy places the organism in Eukaryota, Viridiplantae, Streptophyta, Magnoliopsida, Rosales, Rosaceae.
AUGGCCGCGUCAGGCGGGUAUAAUUACCGAGAUGGCACUCAGAGGAGCUCUCAUAAGGUGGAUAGGCCUCUAUCUCUCAACUCCAACCCAAAGUCUUCUGUCAAAUCCAAGGCUUUGCCUGCUUCUGGGCCCCGCCGGAACAGCACUGGCUCUAUCGGCGGUGGUGGUGCUGGACCUGCUACUUCUAAAAAUGAUACAGGAGUUCCUGGAAGAGUUCGAGUUGCUGUAAGAUUGCGACCACGUAAUGCUGAGGAAAUGGUUGCAGAUGCCGAUUUUGCCGAUUGUGUAGAAUUACAGCCAGAGCUGAAAAGGUUGAAACUUCGGAAAAACAAUUGGGACACGGAUACUUAUGAGUUCGAUGAAGUGCUCACUGAGUUUGCAUCCCAAAAGCGUGUUUAUGAAGUAGUGGCAAAGCCUGUUGUUGAGAGUGUUCUUGAAGGUUAUAAUGGAACAGUAAUGGCAUAUGGCCAGACCGGUACAGGGAAAACAUAUACUCUUGGAAGACUUGGAGAGGAAGACACUGCUGCUCGUGGAAUAAUGGUUCGUGCUAUGGAGGAUAUUUUAGCAGAUGUAUCUCUGGAGUCUGAUUCUUUGUCAGUCUCGUAUUUGCAGCUUUACAUGGAAACUAUACAGGACCUAAUUGAUCCAGCCAAUGAUAACAUUUCUAUAGUGGAGGACCCAAAGACCGGUGAUGUCUCAGUACCAGGGGCUAGCCUAGUUGAAAUUAGGGACCAUCAGAGUUUUGUGGAACUGCUAAGAUUAGGGGAGGCUCACCGCUUUGCUACAAAUACAAAAUUGAAUACUGAAUCUUCUCGUAGUCAUGCUAUUCUGAUGGUAAACGUAAAGAAGUCCGUCAAAGGAAGAGAUUCAGCUCUGCCAAGCCAAAAUGGGAACAAUUCUCACAUGGUUAAAAGUCUAAAGCCUCCUGUUGUUCGAAAGAGCAAGUUGGUUGUAGUGGAUCUUGCUGGUUCAGAGCGUAUUGACAAAUCAGGAAGUGAAGGACAUACACUAGAAGAAGCCAAAUCAAUCAAUCUCUCCUUGAGUGCAUUGGGCAAGUGCAUUAAUGCAUUGGCAGAGAAUAGUGCACAUGUUCCAGUUCGAGAUUCAAAACUCACAAGAUUGCUUCGGGAUUCAUUUGGAGGCACAGCAAGAACUUCACUGGUUAUUACUAUUGGUCCAUCACCCCGUCAUCGAGGAGAGACAGCUAGUACUAUUAUGUUUGGACAGCGGGCUAUGAAAGUGGAAAAUAUGCUGAAAUUGAAGGAAGAAUUCGACUACAAAAGUUUGGCAAGAAGGCUAGAUAUACAAUUAGACAAACUCAUUGCAGAACAUGAAAGGCAGCAGAAAGCAUUUGAGGAUGAGAUUGAAAGAAUAACCAUAGAAGCACAAAAUCAGAUAUCAGAGGUUGAAAGGAACUAUGCAGAUGGACUGGAGAAGGAAAGAGUAAAAUAUCAGAAAGACUAUAUGGAAUCAAUAAAAAAGCUUGAAGAGCAGUUGGUGAUGAAUCAGAAAAAGCAUGGCAGUGAAAAAAUCACAAACGGACCUGAAGAUGAUGGCUCUGAUGUGACAACUAUCAAAGAGAGUUGCAGGGUGCAUGUUGAGGAAAUUGAUGACCUAAAGAAGUUGCUCCAGAAAGAGACGCUUCUUAGGAAGGCUGCUGAAGAGGAAGUGCAAAAUCUUAAAAUUCAAUUGACUCAAUGGAAAAGGUCCGAGGCAGCUGGAAAUUCAGAGAUCUUAAAGCUUCGUAAAAUGCUGGAAGAUGAGGAACAUCAGAAAGAGAAACUUGAAGGAGAAAUAGCAACACUACACAGUCAGUUGUUGCAACUAAGUUUUGAAGCUAAUGAGACAAGUCAACGACUAGACAGGAAUGAGCCUGGAAAAGUUGGUGGCCUUGAAUCCCUUAUGACUCAAGUUAGACAUCCACAACUCAAAGAUUCAGGAAAUGAGGAGAAAACCUCAAUAGCAAAACUCUUUGAGCAAGUGGGAUUGCAAAAGAUCUUGUCAUUGCUUGAAGCAGAAGACAAUGAUGUGCGAAUUCAUGCUGUUAAAGUUGUAGCAAAUCUUGCUGCUGAAGAAGCAAAUCAGGAGAAAAUUGUAGAGGCUGGUGGUCUUACAUCCUUGUUGAUGCUACUUAAAAGCUCUGAGGAUGAAACCAUACAUAGAGUUGCAGCGGGGGCAAUCGCAAAUCUAGCAAUGAAUGAAACCAACCAGGAGCUGAUAAUGACUCAAGGGGGAAUUAGUUUGUUAUCUAUGACAGCAGCAAAUGGUGAAGAUCCACAAACCCUUCGAAUGGUUGCUGGAGCCAUUGCUAAUCUCUGUGGAAAUGAUAAAUUACAGAGUAAGCUAAGGGGUGAAGGUGGCAUCAAAGCGUUGCUAGGAAUGGUCAGAUGUGGGCAUCCUGAUGUUCUUGCACAAGUUGCUCGUGGAAUAGCAAACUUCGCAAAAUGCGAGUCUAGAGCAUCUACACAAGGGACCAAGACUGGAAGGUCUCUGCUGAUUGAGGAUGGUGCACUUUCAUGGAUUGUACAGAAUGCUAAUAAUGAUGCCUCGCCAAUCAGGCGCCAUAUUGAGCUUGCACUCUGCCACUUGGCGCAACAUGAAGUUAAUGCAAAAGACAUGAUCAGUACUGGUGCUCUGUGGGAGCUGGUCCGCAUUUCUCGAGACUGUUCACGUGAAGACAUCAGAACUCUUGCAUAUCGAACACUAACUUCAAGCCCUACCUUCCAAGCUGAACUAAGGCGGCUACGGAUAGAUAAUUGAGGAGUUCAUGGCAUAAUGGAAACAUUGUGAAGGUGUGGGAGAAUGCAGCAACAAGAAUCAGCCUUAUUUAAACGCAAAAUCUGAGGAUUGAUCUUUCCACACAAACAAAAAAGGAAUCCUUGCUUGCAGCUGCAUUUCACCAGCUUGUUUUGAGGAAGUUGCCAUUCAUUGGCCGGGCGCCCUUUGGUUUAUAGUGCUAAUAUUUAGUUAAUUAAUUAGAAACUGCCCUAAUUUGUUGAUCAAAUUAUUAUAAGUUCAUGUUUCACCUGAAUGAACAUCCCAUAUGUAGCUUCUAACUAGUUUGUAUAUUGAUUUGUAUAUGAAACAAAUACGAAAAAGAUAACUAAUUUUUGGUUUUUUUGGAAUCACUUGUAAAAUAAACUAAAGAUUGCCAUGUUGCAACUGCUCAAAA